Messenger RNA from Rhododendron vialii, 1579 nucleotides. RefSeq names its product serine/threonine/tyrosine-protein kinase HT1-like. The transcript has 4 exons. NCBI's taxonomy places the organism in Eukaryota, Viridiplantae, Streptophyta, Magnoliopsida, Ericales, Ericaceae. Gene Ontology annotation, molecular function: protein kinase activity; ATP binding. Bases 452 to 1501 code for a protein of 349 amino acids. Gene Ontology annotation, biological process: protein phosphorylation. The record is from RefSeq and is a predicted model, not a curated record.
UUGAUUUUCGCACGUUAUGGUUGUACGUAUCUACAAGACAGAUAUGUAUAGCUAGAGAGAGAGAGUGCGUGUUUCUAGAGCGAGAGAGCUCCUGCAUGUGCUUUCACUGCAUCACCAGAAACCAUACCUUCUCCCAACCGAACCCCUCCCCAUCUCUCUUUAAUCCUCGUUUCCGUUUCAAACCCUCUCUCUCUCUCUCUGAACGUAGCUCCGGCAACGCUCAUGGAGUUGGAUUUCUGAUGCAAUGAGGAAAGAAAAGAAAUCGCUUGUGUGAUCUGAUCCUAGUCACAUACAUAAUCUUUGACCUUCCGCUUUCCGCUCUCGAUUCUCGCACGCGCUGGGGCAAAUUUUAGUAGUUCAGGAUAUAUUUUUUUACAGCGCUUACGCUCACACGCGCGCAUCAUGUGACUUCCGAUGAAUUUGGUCAAGCACUCGUUCUGAACUCUGAUCCAUGAAGAAGUUCCACUGGUUCAAGCAAAUCUCCAACGACGGUACAAAGCUCAAGAGGCGUCUCUCUCUGGGAGAGUACAAGCGAGCCGUUUCGUGGUCCAAGUACCUGGUCUCGUCUGGCGCGGAGAUUAAAGGGGAAGAGGAGGAGGAAUGGAGCGCGGACAUGUCGCAGCUGUUGAUCGGUAACAAAUUCGCGUCGGGACGGCACAGUAGGAUUUACAGAGGGGUGUACAAGCAGAGGGAUGUGGCGAUUAAGCUCGUCAGUCAGCCCGAGGAGGACGGAGACUUGGCUGCCUUGCUGGAGAAGCAGUUCACUUCCGAGGUCGCUCUGCUGUUUCGGUUGUGCCAUCCUAAUAUCAUCACUUUUGUUGGAGCAUGUAAAAAGCCUCCUGUGUUUUGUAUCAUCACUGAGUACUUGGCUGGGGGCUCCCUGAGAAAAUACCUUCAUCAGCAGGAGCCUUAUUCACUUCCUCUCAACCUAGUUCUGAAGUUGGCCCUUGACAUUGCACAUGGGAUGCUAUAUCUUCAUUCCCAGGGUAUACUUCACAGGGAUCUCAAAUCAGAAAAUUUAUUGCUUGGGGAAGAUAUGUGCGUGAAGGUUGCAGAUUUUGGAAUCUCAUGCUUAGAAUCUCAAUGUGGCAGUGCAAAGGGAUUCACGGGUACUUACCGUUGGAUGGCACCAGAAAUGAUCAAAGAAAAACAUCAUACAAGGAAAGUUGAUGUUUAUAGCUUUGGCAUAGUCUUCUGGGAGCUUUUAACUGCAUUGACACCUUUUGACAAUAUGACUCCUGAACAGGCUGCAUUUGCAGUCUGCCAAAAGAAUGCUAGACCACCAUUGCCAUCCACAUGCCCGGUUGCAUUUAGACGUCUCAUCAACCGAUGCUGGUCAAGUAAUCCCAACAGACGUCCCCAUUUCGAGGAGAUAGUGGAUAAUCUUGAAAAUUUUGCGGCUUCUCUCGAGCAGGAUCCAGAAUUCUUGAUAUCCCACACCCCUUCCAAUGAUCAUACUCUUCCGCGAUGGCUCCCAAAAUGUAUUGCUGUAAAAAAUUAGCUUCUUUAGGUGUUAACAGAAGCACUUUCCUUUGCCUUGUAUCACUGUUCAGUAAGGAUUACAUAUGCUUUUCUCAUA